AUGGCGAUUGGGCCAGGCAGUAUGCUAGCGGAUCCAUGGUCGCGCUGGCGUUGGGGUGGUAGCGUGAAAGGUUUCCUCCGCGGUAUCAAGUCCCGAAGUGCGCCACAUCGGACUUGUAGCGUGGCCUGGCGCCUGGGCAGUGGGUGCGACAUGUGCUGGCCCACCGCCAGAGUGCGGCGCUUUCAACGGCGCAAUGCUACCUGUCUUCUGGAAGGCCGAGAAUCCAUGUCGGAUCAAAAGUGGGACGUGGCCCAGAAGGAAUACCGUGUGCUUGUCGGCAUCUUCCCUCGGGAUCCGCUAGAGUCAAUGGGUAAAUCCAACGCGCGCCUGUGCAGAUCGAGGUAG
This is a messenger RNA of Bipolaris victoriae FI3, 345 nucleotides long. RefSeq lists its product as hypothetical. The transcript has 2 exons. The record is from RefSeq and is a predicted model, not a curated record. NCBI's taxonomy places the organism in Eukaryota, Fungi, Ascomycota, Dothideomycetes, Pleosporales, Pleosporaceae. Bases 1 to 345 code for a protein of 114 amino acids.